UACAUAGCAUAAUCAUUGACAUCAUCUCUGCUCUUCCAUCUCCUCGAACCGUCCCUCUCCCUCCCUCUCUUCUGGCGCACCGAGGUCUCGAGGAACCUUGAUCGAUCAUGUCGGAGGGAACCAAGGAGCCCGAUGGUGGCGAGGAGAAGGUGGUUCUCAAGACCCACGACGGCCAGGAGUUUACCGUGGACAUGGCCACCGCCAACCGAUCCGGGACACUCAAGAACCUCCUCUCGGAAGUCGGUGGCAGCAGCGACAACCCGCAAGUGAUCCCCCUCCCGAGUAGCAUCACCAGCCCGGUGCUCGGCAAGGUGGUGGAGUACUGCCAGCGGCACGCGGGGGGCGGCGGCGGCACGGGGGGCGUGCAAGCGCUGGAGCAAUUCGACGAGGAGUUGGUGGAGCUCGACAAGGACAUGCUGUUGGACGUCACCUACGCAGCCGCGUUCCUCGACGUGCCGCGGCUGCUCGACCUCACCAGCCAGGCCGUGGCCGACGCCAUCAAGAAGAUGUCCGUGGAGGAAGUCAGGCACUACUUCGGCGUCGUCUCCGACUUCACCGAAGAGGAAGAGAAGGUGAUUCGGAGCGAGUGUCCCUGGGCCUUCGAAUGAUGGCGACCUGCAACUCGUGGGCUUCUUGGGAUCCCCGUUCUCGGACAGUUUACCGGUUCAUGUUCUUGGUGUUGUGGUCUGACUUCCAUCUCAAAGACGGCAUCAGU
Molecule: messenger RNA, 715 nt
Organism: Musa acuminata subsp. malaccensis (wild Malaysian banana)
Lineage: Eukaryota; Viridiplantae; Streptophyta; Magnoliopsida; Zingiberales; Musaceae
Source: RefSeq, a predicted model, not a curated record